AUGGCAAACAAAUUUAUUCUAGUUCCUGAAGAUAUUUACAGAGGACUGACAACAUAUGAUGCAGGAGACCCCAACCUCGAUUUUAUUAGAAGUGAUAUCGAGAAAAUUAAGAGGAAAAAGGAUAAUCCCUCUGCUAAGAAUGUAAAAUAUAAUCAAGAAUUAAGAAGAUAUCUGCACAUUAGAAACGAACAACAAAAUAAACCAGUCAAAGUUGAAAUGGUAGCUAAUCCUAAAGGAGCAAUUAUGAGCACUAAUGCAACACGUCCCUCGUCUAAUUUAACAGAGGAUGAUGACGAUCUAUUAACAACUGAUGACAUUUCUCUUCCCUCAUACCCUAUACCCCCUAAGGAUAUAAAAUCUAUAUCAACUUUUAAUGCACCGAAUUUACCUCCACCACCGUCGUUGUCAUCAACUUAUUCUGCUAAAAAACAUUUAAAAAAUAUAGGAGAUGAAUCGCCACCUAUUCCUCCUUUACAACAACCUAUAGUUAAAAGAGAAAAUAAAUCCGACUUGAAGAAAUAUAAAGUGAAAAAACAUAUCAAAAAGGUUAAAACCGUUUCUAAAAAUAAAAAAAGACAAAUUCCCCAAGGGCAUUCUGAAAAUAUAGAAACAAACUAUAUUAAAACUCCAGCAAGUCCAAGUCCACCCAUUUAUCGCAAGGUUACAAAACGAGAACAAGAAAAUAACGAGUUUGAAGGAGUAAAGAGAAAGAAGAGAACAGAUAAAAAUCGAGACGAGGAGCUCAAACAGGAAACAUAUUUAUUGAAACAAAAAGCUGUUAAAUUAAAACACUUAGCCGAUAAAAGAAAAAUUUUAUCUGAAAGACGAAAAACUAGUCAAAAAACCAAAGUUCCAUUAGAUCCAUAUGAAAUUAGACGACUUCGUGAUAAAGAAAAUGAAAAAUCAAAAAGCAAAAGAAAAAUCAUGAGAGAAGGAAGAUCCCCCUCUCCACCAAUUAGUCGUCAGAAAGUAAAAAGGAAAUUUGAGGGGCCUAUUGAAAAUGAGAUGACUGUUAUGAAAAGACAAAGAAAAGUUACUAAAAAACAAUCAAAAAGAGCUUCAAAUUUAUGGGUUAAAAAUCUGAAGAAAAGAAAUGUUUAUAAAUCAAAAAGUAAAUGGGCAAUAAGAAAACCGACACAAAAGGAUAUCAACAGUUUUAAGCCAUCUCUUUGGUAA
Messenger RNA from Meloidogyne enterolobii, 1176 nucleotides. The record is from the annotation of a GenBank genome assembly. Lineage: Eukaryota; Metazoa; Nematoda; Chromadorea; Rhabditida; Meloidogynidae.